Molecule: messenger RNA, 1954 nt
Organism: Acyrthosiphon pisum (pea aphid)
Lineage: Eukaryota; Metazoa; Arthropoda; Insecta; Hemiptera; Aphididae
Product: synaptic vesicular amine transporter
Exons: 12
Coding region: 455-1900 (481 amino acids)
Biological process (GO): aminergic neurotransmitter loading into synaptic vesicle; transmembrane transport
Cellular component (GO): synaptic vesicle membrane; terminal bouton
Molecular function (GO): serotonin:sodium:chloride symporter activity
Source: RefSeq, a predicted model, not a curated record
CUUUCUAGGUACUAAAUUCAAAACCCAUUGGUGUUGACAAAAGAUAAAAAAAAACGGAACGUUAAAUAGCAUGUGUGACGAUAAAAUUGAAUGUUACCACGACAACGCAUUGUCCAGUGGACAGGAAAUCAUUUUUUCCAGCAACUCUGAAAACAGGUAACCCCAGUUUAAGCACACUUAACCAUACAGUAGUACAUUUACAUGUUGUUCGAUGUAUGUGCAACACUUGGGCUGUAAUGUGAGAAGAUUUUAGUUGUAUUUUUUUUUUUUUUAAUUCAGUUUCAAUAUAUUAUUCAACAUGUUAGUACCUAUUUUGCCUAUUUAUGCGUUGACAAUAAUUUGUCGUGUUAAAUUUCAGUGUAACUCACAUUAUUGAAGUCAAUACCUACCUGUAGAGUGUGUACCUAUAUUUAUAAUAUAAUUUAAAAUCUACAGGUCAUUUUUAUCACAGUUUAUGGAAAGCGAUUUGGGUGUGAUCUCCGUUGUCUACUUAUCAAUGUUUUUGGACAAUGUACUUUUGACUGUUGUUGUGCCAAUUAUUCCUGAACAUUUAUACAUACAAUGGAUCACCAAUACAACGAAUUUUGUAACUAAUGUAACUAUAAGAGAUCAACCGCUUCUUCCUAAUUCAUUGAUCAAAAUGAAAUUGCAAACACUGGAAAAUGAAAACGAGGCAAUAGGCGUCUUGUUGUCUUCAAAAGCUAUAGUCCAAUUGUUUAUGAAUCCUUUGGUGGGGAUUUUAACAUCAUACGUCGGGUACAACUUACCAAUAUUUCUUGGAUCAAUUCUUUUGAUUGUAAUAUCAGUAUUGUUUGCGUAUGGAGAGACUUUCGUUUCAUUACUAGUUGCUAGAAGUCUUCAAGGCACUGCUUCAGCAUUGAUCAGUGUUUCUGGUAUGUGUUUAAUUGCUGAUCAAAAUCAUAUGUCAGAUUUAAGACGCAGUAAAGUAAUGGGUCUAGUCAUGGGAAGCAUUGCCUUAGGCGUUUUGGUCGGUUAUCCAUUUGGUGGCAUACUUUAUUAUUUUGUUGACAAGUCGACACCGUUUAAUGUAAUAAUAUGUGCCAUAACAUUCAAUUUAGGUUUGCAACUUUAUGUUUUUAAUUUUAAUCUCAUAAAAAAAGUAAAUUCAUUCAAGGAGAUAUUGCAAUUAAAACAAACAAAUAAUGAUAAACAUCAGUCUCACUUUAACAAUGGAAACUGGAAAGAUCUCCUAAAAGAUGGGUAUAUCCUGUUAAUCAUUUUUUCUAUUUGUCUAACGUCAUCUGCCAUGGCCAUUUUGGAACCAUUUUUACCAAUUUGGCUCAUACAAAUUAUAAACCCAGAAAAAUGGCAGUUGGGUACGGUUUUCAUUCCAGAUAGUCUUGGCUAUUUGAUUGGCACGAAUUUCUUUGGCACAUUGUCGUACACAAUGGGACAAUGGAGAAUGGCCGUAUUAGCAACUCUGCUAGUCGGCAUAUCCGCGAUUAUGAUCCCGGCUGCCACGACGACAAUAGGGCUUGCUUGCCCACAUUUUGGUUUGGGCCUGGGUAUAGGGAUAGUAGACUCUGCUCUGGUCCCCAUGCUGGCAAAUCUAGUUGACACCAGACAUCCAAACGUACAUUACGGAUCGGUAUACGCACUUCAACAAACGGCCGUCAGUCUAGCAUAUUCCGUUGGUCCUAUUUUGGGCGGUCAAGUCGUGAAAAGUGUUGGAUUUCCGUGGUUGAUGAGAACUGUAGGCAUCAUAAACAUAUCUUAUUGCGGCCUGUUAGUGUUUUUAAGUAAAGUUUCAUACGAAAAAACAGAAAAGAUUAACAAUGAUAUUUAUAUUCCCAAUUAUAAGUCCUGCACAGGUGUUGUAUCAUUCUUCAAUAAACCUAUCGCUUAUACAAAACUCGACGAAAUGGAUGAAAAUAAUUGAAAUUGUUAGUUAUUAUUACUUAUUAAUAAUAAACAUAAAGCAUAAUAAGUAUUA